This is a messenger RNA of Phytophthora infestans T30-4, 447 nucleotides long. RefSeq lists its product as uncharacterized. The transcript has a single exon. The record is from RefSeq and is a predicted model, not a curated record. NCBI's taxonomy places the organism in Eukaryota, Oomycota, Peronosporomycetes, Peronosporales, Peronosporaceae. Bases 1 to 447 code for a protein of 148 amino acids.
AUGCGCGUGCUGCAUCUCGUGCUGGCCAUUGUGGUCACCUUCGUGGCUAUCAACCGUGGUGCCGUAAUCGCUGCCAAGACCGCGUUGAGAUCGGAUUCGCUCGACUUCACGGCGCUCAGAGACAACAUAGGACGUGAUGAUACCGAAUUGGAAGAAAGGAGAGGCGGACGAGGCGGUGAGGGCGGAGGAGGCGGUGGCGGUGGCGGUGGCGGUGGCGGGGGCGGUGGCCGCGGAGGAGGUGGCCGCGGGGGAGGUGGAGGUGGAGGCGGAGUGGGUGGGGGUGGGGAAAAAAGAGUGUAUCGCCCAGUAGCAGGAGGCCAUGGAGGAGGUGGAGGCAAUGAGGGUGACGAACGUGUCCCUUUGCCACCUGGGUGCUACGUGGGUCCAGAAUUCGGCGGACCCCAUGGUGACGACUUCACAGACGCGUUCUUGGUUAAGUCUGGAUAA